Amphiprion ocellaris (clown anemonefish) is the source of this 4483-nucleotide messenger RNA. RefSeq names its product ring finger protein 130 (gene rnf130). The transcript is spliced from 10 exons. Lineage: Eukaryota; Metazoa; Chordata; Actinopteri; Pomacentridae. The record is from RefSeq and is a predicted model, not a curated record. The coding region runs from base 699 to 1967 and encodes 422 amino acids.
ACGGGGCUCGAGCCUCCGCAGCUCGAACCGAGAACCUAACUGGAGGAAAACACGGAGCACCGGGCCGACCCGGCCGCCGAGCACACACCGGAGCCCGCCGGACACCCGGCGGAUCAGCGUCGGCCGAGGCGUCGGGGUGGGAGUACCGGGAGCGCGGCUGUCUGUCUGCCUACAGACGGUGAGACACAGCGGGACGGAGCGGCAGCAGCGCUGCUCCUCACGGCGGGGAAACACUGAGUCACUGCUGCAUUCAGCGCUGCGCCUUAAAUCCUGCUUUUUCUCUACGGAGUUCUGAAUGGAAGACUGAACCCAGGGACAGCUGCACGAAAGACGAGACAUUGCGUGGACAUAAACAGGGUUUCCUGUACAACCUCUGGAGGAGGCACAGAGACAAAAGCAUCUGGAGGACAUAAUGGGACAAAACAUCGGGAGGAUGUACAGAGACAAAUAAAACAUCUGGAAGACGUACAGAGACAAAUAAAACAUCUGGAAGACGUACAGAGACAAAUAAAACAUCUGGAGGACAUACAGAAACAACACAUUUGGAACAUAUACAGAAAUUAAUGAAAUAUCUGGAGGACAUACGGAGACAAAUAAAACAUCUGAAGGAUAUAAAACACCCGGAGGACAUACAGAAGUCACUGAGGGACAAAGCAGGACAUUUUGAGUUUGGAUGUGACGAGGACUGAGACAACGACAUGACGCCCCCGAGGUGGACCCGGCUCCCUGUCCUGUCGGUCCUGAUCCUGGUCCUGGUCCUGGUUCUGGUUCCAGCCCGCUCUGUUUCGGCAGCCCGCUCUGACAGGACCAUGGUGUCAGAGGAGUAUGUGGGCGCCACGGUGAACGCCACGGUGUUGGACGGACGAGGAAACACCAUCCACAUGAUGAGCAGCGACGAGGGGACGUAUGGACAGAACUCCCCAAAGAUGGACACCAGGGGCGUCGUCAUCGCACCUGCACCACAUCACGGAGUGGUGGACCGACAGGGCUGCGACCCCAGCACUCGUUUCCUGGUUCCUCCCCGGAGCGUCCACUGGGUGGCGCUUCUGCAGAGAGGCAACUGCACCUUCAAAGAGAAGAUCCUGAAGGCGGCCGCCUACAACGCCACGGCCGUCCUCAUCUACAACAACUCCACCGACAAGACCGUCAAGAUGGGACACGAAGGCACUGGUGACACGGUGGCAGUGAUGAUCACCGAGGCAUACGGUAAGGAGAUCCUGGCUCACCUGGAGCGGAACCUGACGGUCCUGGUCUCUGUGGUGGUGGGUCAACGUGGUCCCACCAAAAACAUCAACCGAGGCUCGCUGGUCUUCGUCUCCAUCUCCUUCAUCGUCCUCAUGAUCAUCUCGUCAGCCUGGCUCAUUUUCUACUUCAUCCAGAAGAUCCGCUACACCAGCGCCCGCGACCGCAGCCAGCGUCGUCUCGGCGAUGCAGCAAAGAAGGCUAUCGGGAAGUUGACCACAAGGACGGUGAAGAAAGGAGACAAGGAAACUGAUCCAGACUUCAACCACUGUGCUGUGUGUAUUGAAGCAUACCAGCUGAAUGAUGUGGUCCGAAUCCUGCCCUGCAAACACGUCUUCCAUAAAGUGUGUGUGGACCCCUGGCUGAACGAACACUGCACCUGUCCAAUGUGCAAACUGAACAUCCUCAAAGCUCUGGGAAUCAUGACCAGUCUUCCUUGUGUGGACAGCGUGGUAUUGGAUGUGGAGCGUCUGGGUGUCAGUCAGGCAUCUGGCAGCCAGAGGGCGCCCCUGGGUGACAGCAACCAGCCAUCAAUCAGCCUGGAGCCGCUCAGCCCCCCCCACCCUGAGGCCACGCCCAGAACACCUGCUGACAUCACCAUCGCUGUGACCAGCGGCGGUCACUUCUUCAAUAGAAACUCGAUGUCUCCUCGCAGCGUUGUCUGUGAGGUGGAGCUGCCGGACAUCCAGGCUUCACUUGACCUCUACGACGACAAUAAGUCCUGAGGCCCGUCGCCAUGGUUAUGACCCCCUAGCAUCAACAACAGUCCACCUGCUGAUGGACGGAUGACCUUCUAUGGAUGCAGGGAGUCUUUGUUGUCUGCUGGGGGGUCUGAUAGGGAUGACCAGGGCAGACAUUUAACCAUCAUUUAUUCCAUCAGACUUUCUUUAGACUAAACUGAUCCUGGUCUGGAUCCUGGUCUCAGUUUAGGCCAUUUUUGUCACUCAUGUUUUUAUUUUCCGGUUGACAAAAACUGGAGAAACUGGAACCGGUACUUGGGCCAUUCUAAACGAAUAAUCCAGAGAACUUAACUCCAGAACUGAAACCUGAACUCUGAUUCUGUGGUAUAACUGGAAGUAAUGUUAUUGUGGAGGUCCAGAGCUUUGAGAAAAGUUCUAAAAUCCUUAAAAGUGCUCUUGUGUUCCUGGAAAAAGGUUCCUGGAUUCCUUGAAUAGUUCCUGUUUUCCUCAAAGAGUUCUGUCAAAGGUUCCUGGCCAACUAAAACAAUUGGGGAAAACUUUUGAAUUUCAUUCAAGAGUCUUAAAAGAGUACUGAAUUUCUUAAAGUUCCUGGGUUCCUAAAAGGCUUCCCCUAAAUGUUCUGAACCAUAAAAUAGUUGGUCUGUCAGUUCCAGAGAACAUGAAAGAGUUUCAUGGGUUCCCACUGCAGUUUGUCAGUCUGUAAGGCCAUUUGAAAUGCCAUAAUGGUUUUCUGGAAAAAUUCCCAUGCUGCUAAAAUGGUUACCUCAAGUGUUUUGGAUCCUAAAGGGCUCUUUGGUGGUGAAUUUGCUGUUGGAAAAGUUCUUGAGAUCCUGAAAUGGUUCCCAGGAAUAAUCGUGAGUGCCUAAAAAGGUUCCUGUGGUCUGGAAAAAGUAUCUGAGUUCUCCUAGAAAUGUUUCUUGGCCCCUGAAAAUCAUACAGGGUUUGUGGGAAGGGUUUCUUAAAAAGUUCCUGAUUUCCUAAAGAGGUUGUUGAAUAAAUAAAUUAAAAGGUGCCUGGGUUUCUGGAAAAGUUCCUGAGUGGAAAAGGUUCUGGAAAUAUUUUUGAAGUCUUAAAAAGGUUCUUGAGUUUUAAAGAAAAAACAAGUUCCUAAAAAUGUUCUUGGAAAACUUCCUGAGUGCCUAGAAAGGUUCAUGGAAAGGUUCUUAAAGUCUUACAGGAGGUUUUGUGUUCCUGAAAAAGUCUCUAAGCCCAAUUAAAAGGUCCCAUGGGAAGCAUUUCUGAGGUCUUAAAAAAAGCUUUUGUGUUCUCAAAAAUCCUUCAGUUUCCUACAAAGGGUCUUGAAAUGGUUUCUGAGGUUUUUAAUGGAUUCUCAUAUUCCUGGAUAACAGGCUGAACAAUUUGCACCCAAGACUGUUGGACCUGAACCAAUAUGGACUUGCCAGCAGCCCGACCAGAACCAGAGCAGACCCAGAGAACCUGAAUGCUGAAUCUGUGUUUUCUGAUGUUCUGUCAUAACUCUGGGCCUCCUGGUGGGCCGGAUGAGGAUUACAUUAUGAACAAGUUCCUGGACUGGAUCAGAGCUCCUUGUCUGUAAAUACUCAGUGAGCUGGUUCUGUGUCUUUGUCAUCAGACUGGAACCCAAACCAGAGGAGAUUCUGGACUCGGAUCCUGUGAACUAUAACAGUGAACUAUAACAGUGUUAUCUCCCUGUAGCAAAAAAUCAAGUUUCUCUGUAGAAGAAGAGACAUUAGAUUCAGAGGAACAGUCCAACAUUUCAGUGAACCUCCUGCUGUCUGUUCUCUGUAUUGUUGGGUUCCUCCGUGAACCCUUCUGCAUUAUUGCAUUUCAAAUCAACCAGAUCUGGAAAAAGUACCCCUGACCUCCUCCAAAAUCAGCUGGCUUUUUAUUGAUAGUAACUUCAGUAUAUCUAAUGAAGCCACGCAAAGUUUUACUUUCAUAUUAUGGUGUGUGUGUGUGUGUGUGGCGUCUUACAAUAGCUGGAGUUACAGGCCCUUACAGUACAUAGAGGUGGGUCCAAAUUUCACACAGUUUCCAUAGUUUUUUAGCCCUCAUACCUCAAUAAGUCCAGAAGAUAGACAGUUUUUUUUUACAGCUGAAAAACGUGUUUCAGCUCUGUUAAAAACUAACCAAAUCAAUUUUACAUCCACUCCAGGUGUCACAAUCUAAAGGCAAAAUCUGUGUUUGGUCCAGUUUCUAUGGCUGUAUAUUACAGACAUUACACUGCUGUUGAAACUAUGAUACAUCCCAUGAUACUGAUGCUCAAAGUUGGCUAUAGAGAAAAUUACCAAAAAUCUGAUUUAUUUAAAUUGUGACAUCUGGAGUUGAUGUAAAGGUAAUUAGGUUGCACGUUUAUCAGAGCUCAAACGUGUUUUUCAGCCCUCAAAGUUUCAUGCAUCUAUUUGUUGUACUGAUGAAGUUAUGAUGCUCGGGAAAAAAGUGAAAUUUUGACCUACCUCUACGUACUUCAAGGGACUGCAAUUCCAAAAGCUUACCCAACAUGAAGGUAUUUUUUUGCAUGGCUUCAUUAAAUCUAUAAGUUAGAACAGAUUAAAAAAAAA